UGUGACGCUGCUGUGACGCUGCUGCUGUUAUAGGAACACGUGACACAACACGGAAGGUCCCUGGAUGCUGUCAGUCAGUCAGAGGAGAACUUAGUUUUCAUAUUGAAGCUCUCUGUGUGCGAUGACUCUGUAAAGAGUUGUUACCGGAUAACCUGCAGGUCGCCCAGCUGUUAGAGGUGUUAGAGUUGAGGAGAUGAUGUCGGAGGUGAACUGGACUGAGAGGAUCUCUGCGUUCCUCCGCGGACCGACCCGGUUCCUCUCCGGGACAACAGCUGAAGCUCUGCUCGAUGAGCUGCUGCGAGAGCUGCGAGACGACAGAGCCAGCUACACCGUCAAGGUCCUCCUGUUGUCCCCUCUGUGUGAGUACCCGACUCUGCUGUGUCCCUCAGACUCGGUGGGCGAGGAGACCGCCCUGGAGCUCAUGUCAGUGUUCGACCAGUGCCCUCCCAAGUCGGUCCAGUUUCGCUGUCACCUCCUCCUGGCCCUCACCUCCGUGCUGGUCUGCACCUCCUGCGUGAGCGGCCGCUCUCGUGCAUCUCAAGACUUCCUGGACCUGCUCCUUCAGAUAGCCCAGGACACCGGCGACCUCCACGGCGAGGGCUCUCUCCGCUCGUUACGGGCCACGGCUUGUGACUGCCUUCGGGAGGUGGAGGCCUGCUCUCCGGGCCUUCUCUCCCAGCGCCUCGAGCUCCUGGGCGGGCUCCGGCAACAAGAGACCUCCCGGCUCCACCAGGCCUACGCAGGACUCCACACUCUGGUGCUGAGGAACGCCGUGUAUCAGCUCACACAGGAAACGGGAGCUGGUGCUGAGCAUCUGAAGGCUCUUCUGGGAGGAAACACGUCAGUUGCAUGGGAGGCAGAGCUGGACUCAUGCCUGAUGAAUAACAAAGACUCAGCCGUACUGUCUUCUCUCAUCCUGGGACCCAUGGGUACGGUGCCGACCCUCCAGACUGGACCGGACUGUAAGGAGCUGCGAUCGGUCCUGUCCUCCCUCCUGGAGGAAUCCUACCUCCUCACUCCUCUGUGUCAGGCUGCGCUGCUCCAUAGACUGGUUGAGGUGGUUGCCAUGGUGCCCGGUGUCCCUCCAGCCGUAUUCAGAGCUCAGCUGCUGCGACUGCUCGGCACGAGCGAGGUUUGCCUCCUUCACGCCACCCUGCAGAUGAAGAGCGCGUUCACGGACAGCCUGUUCAGCGCCGAAGACGAAGCGUUCAUCCUCCAGCGGCUGGUCGUGCUCUCCCAGCACCCGCUGCUGAGUACGCCCGAGAAGCUCUUCUACAUGGACUGUAUCCUGCACUUUCCCGAGAACCGGCCGAUCGGCUGCGGCGACGGCGACGAGACCCUCCCCGUGCUGCUGACUCCACGGCUCGCCUCGGCUCUGGCACCCACCGUGUUCAACGACAGCGCCACCAUGCUGGCCCGGCUCAACCUGCUGUCUCUGGUCUACCUGGAGGAGGGGGAAGCAGGAGAGGAUGGGGAGGGAGAGGGCAGGGGGCUGCCCUUCCUCUACGAACACCUCACCUCGCUGCUACGCAUUGUGGGAAACGGAGGCAGCCGAGAGAUGGCGGUUACGUUCUUCAGAGCCGCCUUCCUCUUCCUCUCCUACUUCUGCCACGUGGAGCGCUUCUUCUACGGCCUGAUGGAGAAGCUGUGUGAGCUCUACCUCCGCCACACCCACCUGGCUCCACACCUCAUCAACCUGGCCGACCAGACCCAGGAGAAGCUCACCGAGUCCAGCUGGGCCGUGGAGUUCCUGAAGGCCCUCCAGGGAGUCAUCACCGAGGCGCCGCUCGCCCAGCUCACCUUGCGGGACCUGAGCUGGCACCUCAAGGUGCUGGCUCGCGUGGCGGAGGAAGGUGAAAUCCCCCAGCAGAGAGCCCUCAGCUUCCUGUCCAGCGUCACCACUCCGUCCUCCUCCUCUCUGUGCGUGAGCGGCGACUGGCGCCUGGGGAACAACCUGCUGGGGGUUUGCCGCCGGCUUCUCGUCCACCCCAGCCUGGACUCGCUGCUCGUCCCUCUGGCCGACAUCCUGCAGCAUCUCGCCUGCCGCUACGGAGACACCGACAUCCAGGACCACGCCCGCCUCUACUACUCCCUCCUGACCACGCUGUCCGGGGAGAAGCUGGCUGGGGUUUUGGCGCAAGGUUCGACCGAGGGAGGGCGGCAGGUCAAGAAGCGAUCGCUGUCCGGCAUCAUGGCUGACAGCGAGGGGCUGGUGAGCGUGCUGACCAUUCACCAGACGGAGAGGACGAUAUUCAGGCUGAUUCAGGCCCACUCUGAGCCACAAGGAGAAACAGGAAGUGACCUAAACCAGAAUGAGACCUGCCCAGGAGGGGCGACCGCGGUAUACAGAGCUCAGUUUGACGACCCGAGCUUCGCCUCAGAAAUCACCUUAAACUACCAGCUGACUCGUACCGAAGCAGAUGACUCCCGCUUCGAUCAGCUCUUCAGCAUCCGCCUCCACUUCACCCUCACAGACGACCACUACGAAGAGCUGGGCGACAUCAGCGUCCCGUGUCUGUUCAGAGAGAGGCCGCCACCCGAGGUCGUGCUGAGACUGAAGCCCAGGCGGCCCUACCCGACCACCCUCCACGCCAGUGCCAUCUUCACCACCGAGGACGGCCUCUCCUGGCUCACCGCGCUGCCGCACAUCCACGUGUCUUUCCAGCAGGCCUUCCUGCCUCUGCCCGCGCCCCCGGCCUGGGGACGAGGCGGCAGACUGAGCUUGUUCGAGGGUUUAUGGGAUGAGAUCAGCUCUGAAGGCGGCGGAGAGGAUGCGGCCGACUGUGCGACCAGCCUGUUCUGCUGCCAGCUGAAGGAGGCAGCUCUGACGGCGUUGGUGGAGAAACACUUCCUCCCCUUCCUCAUAUCGGAUCCGUCCGAUAAAGACAAGCUCAAAGUGCUCUUCUUCCUCCCGCCACAGUCUCACGUGCUGCUGAAGAUCCGGUCGGAGGAGCCGGUCCACUUCAACAUCGCCACGGAUAACUGGCAGCUUCUGCGUCACAUAAACUCGUAUCUACUGACGAUCACGUCCUCACAGGGAGACAGCUGAUUGUGAUGCAGCUUGUUUUUAAAUGUUUUAAAAUCAUUUUUAACAAAAUCACAACAUUUUUUGUCAGCGCUUUAAUAAAUAAUAAAUAAUAAAUAUGAAAUCGCUGAAGAUUGAUUUGAAAUAAAGUUAUUGUACUUUAAUGUCUUGAACCUGAAAUUAAACAAAUGUGUGAAA
Molecule: messenger RNA, 3223 nt
Organism: Sebastes umbrosus (honeycomb rockfish)
Lineage: Eukaryota; Metazoa; Chordata; Actinopteri; Perciformes; Sebastidae
Gene: ap5b1
Product: adaptor related protein complex 5 subunit beta 1
Exons: 3
Coding region: 194-3049 (951 amino acids)
Biological process (GO): endosomal transport
Cellular component (GO): AP-type membrane coat adaptor complex; lysosomal membrane
Source: RefSeq, a predicted model, not a curated record